CGUGACAGUAGGCGGAGAAUGGCACGGAAGCACCGAGGAUGCUCGCACGUCACUGAUUACCACAAGCCUUCAGACGAGCCAGAAACGAUGAAGCCUGGUUGCAAAGUUACUUGUCUUUGUAUUUUCAUUUAAACACGGCGAUAAUAUUCAAGAUGGCAACAACAACCACUGAAAGUGGAGGAACCAGUGGGUCAAAAGAUUACAAAAAGCCCACAGCGGCUGCCCUGAAAGGAGCCAUCCAGCUGGGCAUUGGGUACGCUGUGGGGAACCUGACAUCCAAGCCUGACAGAGAUGUACUCAUGCAGGACUUCUACAUGGUGGAGAGUGUCUUCCUACCCAGUGAGGGGAGCAACAUGACACCAGCGCACCACUUCCCAGACUUCCGUCUCAAAACCUACGCCCCUCUCGCCUUCCGCUACUUCCGAGAGCUCUUUGGCAUCAAAGCAGAUGACUACCUGUACUCCAUCUGUAACGAACCUCUGAUUGAGCUGUCCAACCCCGGGGCCAGCAGUUCCUGGUUCUACCUGACCAGUGACGAUGAGUUCAUCAUUAAGACUGUGCAGCAUAAGGAGGCUGAAUUCCUGCAGAAACUCCUUCCUGGUUACUACAUGAAUCUGAAUCAGAACCCGAGGACACUGCUACCUAAGUUCUACGGCCUUUACUGCAUCCAGUGUGCCGGGGUCAACAUCCGUCUGGUGGUGAUGAACAACGUGUUGCCCAGGGCCCUUAAGAUGCACUACAAAUACGACCUGAAAGGCUCCACCUACAAACGACACGCCUCGCGCAAGGAGCGCGCCAAGUCCUCGCCCACUUUCAAAGACCUGGACUUCCAGGAGAUGCUCGAGGGCCUGCACUUUGAUGGCGACAUGUACAGUGCCUUGAUGAAGACUCUGCAGAGGGAUUGCAGGGUCCUGGAGAGCUUUAAGAUCAUGGACUAUAGUCUCCUGCUAGGGGUGCAUGUUCUGGACAAGAGUCUGGAAAGGGGGGCCAGGGGGGACAGUAAGCGCCUCAACGGCCAGAGGGUCCUCUACUCCACUGCCCUUGAGUCCAUCCAAGGGGAAGGGGAUGGCAAGGUUGCAGAGCCAGUGGCAAACGAUAACACAAUGGGUGGAAUUCCAGCAAAACACAAAGAUGAGAAGCUGCUGAUCUUCUUGGGGAUCAUUGAUAUCCUACAGUCCUACAGGUUAAUUAAGAAGAUGGAGCACUCCUGGAAGGCCCUUGUACACGAUGGGGACACAGUGUCAGUUCACAGGCCCGGUUUCUAUGCAGACAGAUUUCUUAAUUUCAUGGGUGGCACUGUAUUCAAAAAGAUCCAUCCUCUAAGAGGAGCAUCCUCCAAGAGGAAGAGGAGCUCCAUCCAUGCGACGAGGUCAGCCUCCCAAGAGGUGCUGUCCCCCCAAAAGGAGAAGGAUGAGAGGAAGGCACAAAGCAUGGAGUGCCUGGACAGACCAUUAAUAAGUUCCUCCAAUCACCCUGACCUAGUCACGCUCCCUAAAAGUUUAAAGCAGGCUGUUUCCUUCUCCUCCUCUGCUCUUCAGACUAUCAAGAAAGACCUUGAGGAGCACCUGGAGAAUAGUGCCUCUUGUACGACUGUGGCUCUGGAUGACACUGUCCCCUUUCCCCCUACCCAGGGCAGCCCAGACUCUGUACAUGAUGUCUACUUGUGAAGACUGGUGGCAGAUGACAAGUCCCAUCCAACAGCACCACAAAAUAGACGAUGACCUCUACACGUCAACUGCACAACAAAUGCUAUCUUGACAGCACUCCUCUACAAACUGUCUUGCCGUUUAAUGUCGUGACCUGCACUAUGAAGCUGCUUUCUCCUGCUACAGUACACUUUGCUGCUACUGUAACAGACAGCCCUAAGGUUUUCAGAUGGAGAAGACUAAGGCAGCCCAAUUCUGAUAUUUUUUUCACUAAUUGGUGUUUUGACCAAUCAGGUCAGCUCUGAACAAUAUCUGAUGUGAAUAGAUCUUGACGUGAUUGAUCGAAAAACUAAUUAGUUGAAAAAAUAUCAGAAUUGGGCUUUUUGUGUAAACACAGCCCUUGUGGAGCAUGUCAAAUCACUUAUAUUCAUUGCUUCUCUAGCAGAGCUCUAUUUGUAUGCACAUCCAUGUGAUUUGAUUCUUUUAAUAUUGACAUCACUAAUAAUAUAGUUCAAAUCUCUGAGGCUGGAUCCCUGAAAUAUAAAAUCCAUCAAAUGGUUUUAUUUGAAGCAUACUAACAAAAGUAUAUACAUGCACAAAUAGACACUUUUUUUGCAGAAAUUAAGAUAAAUAAUCUAAAAUAAGACCAGAAAAUACUGCAUUGGGCAAAUGCUUUAUUUACAUGACAUUCCUCAGAAAUCAAGUCACUUCACAAUCAGUGCAGCAGACCUUGGACACCAGGGGACACAAAGUAGAGGACUUACAGGAGUUGCCAAUCAAUGUUCAAUGACUUGAUUUGGUCAAGAUUUUAAAACAAUGCCAUGGUGAAGGAAAUACCAUCCAAGGCUUAUGUCAUGUAGCUAAAGAUUUGUGAAUAUGCCAUAUCAAUUGUCUUCCUUUCAUGAUCACACAUUUCAUUAUGUAUUUCAUGUAGCUGUUGUCCUAUUAAUGAUCAGUCAUGAUUAUACAUUUUCUUUGUGAAAUUAUGUAUUAAGAUAAUUAAGUGUACAGUUGGCCUAAUGUAUAUUGUAAUAAAUGUUAUAUUUAUAGAAAAUACUAAUUGGCUGAGUUUAUACAGGAAGCUUAAUUUUGUUUCUGACGCUAAAUUAUUGGCGCAAGAUCUAAUCCGAUUGAUCAAAAGACCAGUUAUUGGGCAAAAACAUCUGAAUUGGACUGCCUGUCUGGAUGUAGCCAAAAUAAAAUCAGAUUAUAUGCAAUAGCA
Molecule: messenger RNA, 2868 nt
Organism: Salvelinus sp. IW2-2015
Lineage: Eukaryota; Metazoa; Chordata; Actinopteri; Salmoniformes; Salmonidae
Source: RefSeq, a predicted model, not a curated record